Molecule: messenger RNA, 456 nt
Organism: Dovyalis caffra
Lineage: Eukaryota; Viridiplantae; Streptophyta; Magnoliopsida; Malpighiales; Salicaceae
Source: the annotation of a GenBank genome assembly
AUGGAGGGUGAAGGUCUCACCUGCAGUGUCUUGCUUGGGUUGGUACAGAAAUAUCCAAGUAUGGCUCGCACAAAUCAAACUGCUCGUAUCCAGUGGCGGCAAGGCUCCAAGGAACAGCUAGCCAGCAUUGUUGCCCGCAAGUCAGCCCCAAUAACAGACACGGGUGUGAAGAAGCCCUACAGACACAGACCUGGAAUUGUUGCUCUUCGUGAAAUCCACAAGCACCAUAAGAGUACUGAGCUGCUCAUCAGAAAACUCCCAUUUCAAAAACUUGUUCGUGAACUUGAACAGAAUUUCAAGAGCGAUUUGCAGUUCCAGAGCUAUGCUGUUUUGGCCUUGCAAGGGGCAGCUGAAGGCCUGAAGCUUACCUUGUUGAAUUGUUUGAGGAUACUAAUCUUUGUGCAAUCCAUGCCAAGCGAGUUACUAUCAUGCCCAAGGAUGUUCAGCUUGCCAUGA